Sycon ciliatum is the source of this 3378-nucleotide messenger RNA. Its product is annotated as TBC1 domain family member 25-like. Gene Ontology annotation, molecular function: GTPase activator activity. The transcript has 4 exons. Gene Ontology annotation, biological process: activation of GTPase activity. Bases 304 to 2724 code for a protein of 806 amino acids. NCBI's taxonomy places the organism in Eukaryota, Metazoa, Porifera, Calcarea, Leucosolenida, Sycettidae. The record is from RefSeq and is a predicted model, not a curated record.
CUCCCAAACUAUUUUCGCAGCACUGGUAAUCGUAGUUGUAGACGUCUUGCUCUAUGGAUUUUGUUCUACUGGAAGUGCGUCUCAACUGACUCAAGUGAGGACGUCGCUUGCCGCCGCUCGCCGGCCUCUUUCAUCUUGUAGGCAGCAUCACAUGACGAUCAUACCUUCAGCUGAGUAGAGCUGGAGUCCUGUAUGUGGAUGCUGCUACUUUGGCUUCUUCAACUACAUAGUGCCUUCUUUAGCUUUCUUACUCUAAAUCUUAGCUAAAAUAGUAUUGCAAUGUAGAUCAGAAUCAAGAAAUGAAUGGAUGGGGACGCUUGUUUUUUCUCCGCCUGUAAUACCUCGAAUGCAAUGGAACGUGCUGAUGGCGGCCAAUCUCUCAUGUGUGUAGCUCCUGCUGACCAAGCUGAGCUCCUUGGAUCCCUGCAUCAGGGAAUGAGUACUGACACCAUGGAUGCUGUGGCCGACAUUCGUGGCAGACGCCCCAAAACCCAUGGACAAACCACGGCUGGCGUUCCGGAUACAGGGCGUGCAAUGACGGAGAGCGGACGCAUGUCCGAUGUACAAAGGCGUGCUAACGAGAGCCAGGCGGUGGUGAAAGUCCAUGCAGUGUCUGAUGACGGGUCAAAAACCUGCAGCUUUGACUUCGAUGUUAGUCAAUCGACGUUUGCCGACUUCCAAUCUCGUGUUUCUCGCUGCCUUCAACUGGAUCAGUUUGUGUGCACAUACAGCACCAGUCCACAGUUUCUGGCCAUGCGCUCCAUCAAUCCGUACCGCCAGCAGAUGCUGACAUCAGACCUGGAACUUAGUUGUGCGGUGAUGAGCACCGGUGUCAGUGACUCACCUAAGCUUUAUGUCCGUGCCCAUCAAAAUCUAGGUGGUGACCUCCUGUCCAUGAGUCGACCUCGAUCACUUCGCAGUAUAUCCGUUCCAAUUUCCGGUGACGGCUGGGAUUUGCUGGAGGAUAGCAAGGACGUUGUGCGCUUGUGGCGCCAGUUGCCCUCCAUUAGCGACCUGCCGUUCGCACGCCUGCUUCAGUGGCAUCAGCGUCAGCCCAUGAAUCAGGUCACGAGAACCGUUCAUGGCCUUGCGCAGCGCUUGCCCUUGCAGGGUUUUGAAUGGUCGUCGUACUUGGAUCAGAGAGGACGCGUGGUGCGCGAGGCUGACUUUCGCCUGAGGGUAUUUCACGGCGGUGUGAGUGGUGACCUUCGUCCGUCGGCAUGGAGGCACAUCCUCUAUGUGUUUCCACCACACUUGACCAGCGACGAGCGUGAAACCUUUCUGGAAAAACGCCGGAGGGAGUACAUUGAGCUAAGAAAUGCCUGGAAGAAUACCGAGUGCACUCCAUCUAUCCGCUCGCUGAUGAGCACAAUAGACAAUGAUGUCAUCCGGACUGACCGUCGCAACGAGUGUUUCCGCGAUGAUGACAGCCCGUAUCUGAAAUCACUAUUCAACAUCUUGAUGACAUUUGCUCUUAACGAUCCGGUGGUGUCAUAUGUGCAAGGUCUCAACGACAUCGUGGCCAUCUUGCUGCAGGUGUAUGGUGGUGACGAGGUAGAUACGUACAUUGCCUUCCACGGCUUCAUGCGCUGCAGUCGGUCUCUCUUCACACCGGAGGGCCUCGCUCUCAAAUCGGGCCAUUUGAUGGCACUCCUGCAGCGCUUCGACUCAGUCUUCUAUGAUUACCUAUGCCACACGAAAUCUGAAGACCUGUUCUUUACGUACCGCUGGCUGCUGUUGGAUCUCAAGCGUGAGUUUGAUCAAGUUGACGUGAUGCGCUUGUUCGAAGUUCUAUGGUCCACUCUGCCACCGCCGAGUCAGUAUCUUACCAGCCUACACAGUCCAUCACCAGAGGCGGCAGCGGCACCUGGCUCGCGUGGUCUAAGCCCUGAGGCUGUGGUUUCUGUGCCGCCGGGCCAGUCUGCCCAUGGCAGAUCAGCCGGUGCGGAGGUGACGGUGAGAGAGUACGGUCCCGCUUCCGGCGACAGCUGGUUUGUUAUCGACACCCUGUCACCGACUGUCAAGGAGAGUGGCGUCAAUGAAGUCAGCGAGAGUCGUCAGCGUGCCAUUUCCGCAGUCGAAGAGGCCCGCGAUGCCACCAACCUGAGUCUCACACAGAGUUUAGUGGCCCACCAUGGGCAGGCAGCAGUGGCUGCUGAUCCCGACUACAAGGACUCUCCAGUCACGGCUGGUGCUACCAGUGUAGAAUCUUCCCGUACGCCGUCUGACUGGGACGUUGUCGAUUCAACGGAAAUAGAGAUUGUGGGAGGAGGAAGACGACACGUGCAGCCUGCAGCAAGAGUCGAAGUAGACGGUGAUGACACGCUUGUGGACAUAGAUGCAGCUGAAGCGGAUGUGGCCCCCGCACCCAUUACGGAGUCAAUAGUGCAUAGUGAUCCUAUUGAGAUGAACACUGGACAUGCAGCAGUGGGCAGCACCCAGGAAGCAAGACCUUCUUCGUCCAGUCAAGUCAGUGAAGAGUAUUCAACGUAUGGAAGCCCUCUGACAAUGUUUGUAUGCCUAGCCAUACUCCUUGAGCAUCGUAACGCUAUCAUGCAAGACAACCUCGUGCAGGAAUCCAUCGCUAUACAUUUUGACAAGCUGCGGGGCCGACAUGAUAUCGGUUCCAUCCUUGAUAAAGCACGCACGCUGCUGUCUGAUUAUGUCAACUCAGAGGUGAGCACUCCACCCUACUCCCCGCCAGAUGCAUCAGUGUUGCUAUGAGAGACAUGACGGGUGAUGGUGUUAUUGUUCAUCUCUGUCCUGUCGCCUGGUCCUCUUAGUCAACACUAUGCAAAGAUCUAUGUGUGAGUUUGGUCAGUGCUGGCAGGGGAGAAUUGUGGAUCUGUCUGAUACUGAUGAACACGUACAGGCCGGGUCCGUUGUAGUCAAGUACACUGUGUUGCUUCUCUGCCGUGCGGUCUGUUUCAUUGUAUGAAGCAGUAGAUUGUCUUCAUUUGUGUGGCAUUUUCACAGAUAGUAUGUCGUGUCACGCCCUUUUUACGGUGGAUUGGUACAUUUCCAUUCAUCCCCCUGCAAUAAAAUACAGUUUCAGUUGAUCUUGCAUGAGAGGUUCUGUACAUCUACAAUUUCUAAUUCCUACCAGAAUAUGGUCCUGUUUUCUGCUGAUGUUUACAACUUUUUUGAGUGUUACCUGUUUUUAAAGUCAUAUACAUGUCUAGCAGUUCACCAGUACAGCCCAUCAUGAUGUCGAUCUGGAUUAUUUAUUUUAAACACCGUUCUGUUUUAGAUACCUGCUCACCAGCUGCUCAAAGUAUUUGCCUUUAGAUUAGCACAUCCUGCUGUUGCCCCAUCUUUUAAACUUUUCUUCUUCAGUAACUAUAUGUGGUGUACCGCUGUGCGGUCAGUAUUCGUCGA